ACCAAACCUGGAUACCAAAAUUCACAGAUCUGAGACGAACACUCCCAUUUUUCCUCACCUCUCCAUACUCUUCCACUUGCCCAAAAUUCUCAGAUCUGAGAUUUCCCUCUAUUUUAAUAGCGCAUUUCAUAUGCAAGUCAGUGGAUCUGGUUUACAUUCGCGACGGAUUUCAAUUUUGUAGGGUAAUCGAAUUACAAGAUGGAGAAAUCUUGUAGUUUGUUGAUUCAUUUCGACAAGGGAACACCAGCACUUGCUAAUGAAAUCAAAGAAUCAUUAGAAGGAAGCGAUGUUGUUGCAAAGGUUGAAGCAAUGAAAAAAGCAGUGAUGUUAUUACUAAAUGGUGAAACACUUCCUCAACUCUUCAUAACUAUUGUUCGUUAUGUUUUGCCAUCAGAAGAUCAUACAAUUCAGAAACUGUUACUUCUUUAUUUAGAAAUUAUUGAUAAAACUGAUUCCAAAGGAAAAGUUUUACCUGAGAUGAUCUUGAUUUGUCAGAAUUUAAGAAAUAAUCUUCAGCAUCCAAAUGAAUACAUACGUGGUGUUACACUUAGAUUUCUUUGUCGUUUGAAUGAGACUGAAAUCAUCGAGCCUUUGAUCCCGUCUAUACUGUCAAAUUUGGAACAUCGCCAUCCUUUUAUCAGAAGAAACGCAAUUUUGGCAGUUAUGUCUAUUUAUAAACUUCCUCAAGGUGAACAGCUUCUUGUUGAUGCUCCUGAGAUGAUCGAGAAAGCUCUUUCAUCUGAGCAAGAUCCAUCUGCGAAGAGAAAUGCAUUUCUUAUGUUGUUCACUUGUGCUCAAGAACGUGCGAUUAAUUACCUUCUUACCCAUGUUGAUAGCAUUCCUGAAUGGGGAGAGUUGCUUCAGAUGGUUGUAUUGGAAUUGAUCCGAAAGGUUUGCAGAACUAAUCGUGGAGAGAAGGGGAAAUACAUUAAGAUUAUUAUUUCCUUGUUAAAUGCACCUUCUAAUGCUGUUAUAUACGAAUGUGCUGGAACCCUUGUUUCACUUUCAUCUGCACCAACGGCUAUCAGGGCUGCUGCCAACACCUACUGCCAACUUCUACAAUCUCAGAGCGAUAACAAUGUGAAGCUUAUUGUGCUCGAUCGAUUGAAUGAGCUCAAGACUUCUCACAGAGAGAUUAUGGUUGAUAUGAUCAUGGAUGUGCUCAGGGCACUUGCAAGCCCUAAUCUGGAUAUUCGCAGGAAGACUAUUGAUAUUGCUCUUGAACUGAUAACUCCUCGAAAUAUUGAUGAAGUUGUUCAAGCACUGAAGAAGGAAGUUGUGAAGACUCAAAGCACUGAGCUUGAGAAGAAUGGGGAAUACCGUCAAAUGCUUGUUCAAGCCAUUCAUUCUUGUGCCAUCAAAUUUCCUGAAGUUGCCAGCACUGUGGUUCAUUUAUUGAUGGAUUUCUUGGGUGAUAGCAAUGUAGCUUCAGCUAUUGAUGUCGUCGUUUUUGUACGUGAGAUUAUUGAAACCAACCCUAAACUUAGGGUUGCAAUUAUAACUAGGCUCCUGGACACAUUCUACCAGAUACGUGCAGCACGUGUAUGUUCUUGUGCUCUCUGGAUCAUUGGAGAGUACUGUCUCUCACUUUCUGAAGUUGAGAGUGGGCUUGCUACCAUCAAGCAAUGUCUUGGGGACCUGCCUUUUUUCACAGUGAAUGAAGAAGGAGAUGGCACAGAUACUUCAAAACCAUCCCAGCAAGUAAAUUCUAUCACUGUAUCUUCUAGGAGACCUGCAAUUCUUGCCGAUGGUACCUAUGCUACUCAGAGUGCUGCCUCGGAAACUGCCAUAUCUCCUCCUACUCUUGUUCAAGGAUCCUUGGCUUCUCCUGGCAAUUUGAGGUCUUUAAUUCUUACUGGUGAUUUUUUCCUUGGAGCAGUCGUGGCUUGUACACUGACAAAGCUUAUAUUGAGAUUGGAAGAGGUUCAACCAUCUAAACCAGAAGUGAACAAAGCAUCUUCUCAAGCUUUAUUAAUCAUGGUUUCUAUGCUGCAACUUGGACAGUCCUCCUUCCUUCCUCACCCAAUUGACAAUGACUCAUAUGAUAGAAUUGUUCUUUGCAUAAGAUUGCUCUGCAAUACCGGAGACGAGAUACGAAAGAUAUGGUUACAGUCAUGCCGUGACAGUUUUGUCAAGAUGCUUGCAGAUAAGCAGUUCCGUGAAACAGAAGAGAUUAAAGCUAAGGCUCAGAUUUCUCAUGCACAACCAGAUGAUCUUAUUGACUUCUACCAUUUAAAGAGUAGGAAGGGCAUGAGCCAGCUUGAGUUGGAAGACGAGGUCCAAGAUGAUCUUAAACGUGCUACUGGAGAAUUCACCAAAGAUGGAGAUGACGCCAACAAGCUAAACCGCAUUCUUCAGCUAACAGGAUUCAGUGACCCUGUUUAUGCUGAAGCGUAUGUUACAGUUCAUCAUUACGACAUUGUACUUGAUGUCACUGUGAUCAACCGUACAAAGGAGACCCUCCAGAAUUUGUGCUUGGAGUUGGCUACCAUGGGUGACUUGAAACUUGUUGAGCGCCCCCAAAACUAUACACUAGCUCCAGAGUCAAGCAAGCAGAUCAGGGCCAACAUUAAGGUCUCUUCAACUGAAACCGGGGUUAUAUUCGGGAACAUUGUGUAUGAGACUUCAAAUGUGAUGGAGCGAACAGUUGUAGUUCUUAAUGAUAUACACAUCGAUAUUAUGGAUUACAUCUCUCCUGCUACAUGUGCUGAUGUUGCAUUUAGAACUAUGUGGGCUGAGUUCGAAUGGGAAAACAAGGUGGCUGUCAACACAGUCAUUCAAGAUGAAAAGGAGUUCCUGAACCACAUUAUAAAGUCCACUAACAUGAAGUGCCUCACUGCUCCGUCUGCGCUGGAUGGUGACUGUGGGUUCCUAGCUGCGAACUUAUACGCCAAGAGUGUGUUUGGAGAGGAUGCAUUAGUGAAUGUGAGCAUUGAGAAGCAAAUUGACGGAAAGCUGAGCGGUUACAUUAGGAUAAGGAGCAAGACUCAAGGGAUUGCCCUCAGUUUAGGGGAUAAAAUCACUCUUAAACAGAAAGGAGCAGCUGUCUGAUUGAUACCUGACAUCAACCUCUGGUUUAUUGGAUUUUAUUCUUGCUCCAUCUCUCCUUGAAUUAUAUCCCUCCGUCCUUGCCAUUUCAUCACCAUGAUCUGCGAUUAUUACGGGUAUUUUUGUUCGGAAGUGAAAAAUCUGCGGCCUUCACAUGUGUUUCUUUUCUUACAUCUAGUACGAAUAGGCAGUGUUUUCUUAGGAACAGGAAUAACUGUUGUUCUCCUUUGGUGCUCAAUUUCUAUAGUACAAAAAUAUGUGAAUGAGAGACAGCUAUUUUUUUGUAUCUUUCUUUUUUGGGAUCGGGAUUACAUUUGACUAAUAUCUCUGAUGUUUUUUUUGUCAAAUUUCUUUGUUACAGUCUUGCUUAAUUUCC
Papaver somniferum (opium poppy) is the source of this 3424-nucleotide messenger RNA. Its product is annotated as coatomer subunit beta-1. Gene Ontology annotation, molecular function: structural molecule activity. The transcript is spliced from 5 exons. Lineage: Eukaryota; Viridiplantae; Streptophyta; Magnoliopsida; Ranunculales; Papaveraceae. Gene Ontology annotation, cellular component: cytoplasm; COPI vesicle coat. The coding region runs from base 199 to 3051 and encodes 950 amino acids. The record is from RefSeq and is a predicted model, not a curated record. Gene Ontology annotation, biological process: intracellular protein transport; intra-Golgi vesicle-mediated transport; endoplasmic reticulum to Golgi vesicle-mediated transport.